This is a messenger RNA of Solanum dulcamara, 1353 nucleotides long. RefSeq names its product PRA1 family protein F2. Gene Ontology annotation, biological process: vesicle-mediated transport. The transcript has a single exon. NCBI's taxonomy places the organism in Eukaryota, Viridiplantae, Streptophyta, Magnoliopsida, Solanales, Solanaceae. Bases 219 to 860 code for a protein of 213 amino acids. Gene Ontology annotation, cellular component: endoplasmic reticulum; Golgi apparatus. The record is from RefSeq and is a predicted model, not a curated record.
GUCAUGGCUGUCAUACUUAUAAAGCUUAAAAUAAAGAAAAAGAAAAAAACAGGAGGACAAUUCAUCCUCAAGCUGUCUCUCACCUCCUCCUCCAUUGUUGAAUGCUCUGUUUUUCAAGGUAUAAAAGAGGGUAAGAAAUUCUGGAGGAGGAGAAAAUUCUGAAUCUAAGAUCCAUUUCACCUGAAUCCUUCUCCCUCCAAUACUAAUUCACACACCAAAUGGCCAUCUCUGAAAAUCCUUCCAAUUAUGGUACGCUUCCAGCUUCCACCCCACCACAAACCGCCGCUCAUUCCGCAAGAAAACCCCCUCGUCCACCGCUGCCACCGUUACCACGACCACCACCACCACUGCGGCCAUCGACGUUCACUAGAUCCGAGACGGCGACACGCCGUCCAUGGCGCGUGUUCUUCGACUACACCCUUAUCUCUCUUCCUUACAACUAUUCCGAAGCCAUGACCCGUGUGAAGAGGAACCUUAAUUACUUCCGUGUCAAUUACGCUAUGGUAAUCCUUGUCAUUCUAUUCCUCAGCCUUGUUUACCAUCCCAUCUCCAUGAUUGUCUUCUUGGCUAUUUCUGUAGCUUGGUUUUACUAUUUCCGUGAAGAACCAAUUGUAAUUUCGGGUACCCAAUUGGACGAUCGGCUUGUUUUGGUUGGGUUAGGGUUGGUUACUGUUGUUGCCUUGGCGCUUACUCAUGUGGGUCUCAAUGUUUUGGUUGCUUUGAUUGUUGGGUUUUUCGUUUUGGGCAUUCACGGGGCGUUAAGGGGAACUGAGGACUUGUUCUUGGAUGAGAAUGAGGCUGCUGAAGGUGGGUUGCUUUCGGUUGUCAGUGAGCAACAAAUCAGGCCAAAUUAUAGGUAGUGUAUUUUGAUUUAUUGCAGCUUCAAAUGUUAUGGGAAAUCUGAAAGAACAGUUUGUUAAUUGUUCUUGGAUUACAUUGGGCGAAAUGCGGGUCCUGGAGAUCUUUUUGUUGCUAAUUUGGCUUAUUUCUGGUGCUGAGUUUGGGUGUAGUUGUUGCAAAGUGUAACGUGUGAAGGAACAUUUCUAAUUUUAGAGCAGAUUUGUUGCUUGGAGGUGUCUGUAUGCGUAAAGAUCGUUAAAGGUGACUCUUUUUGCCUCAACCCUGUUUUCGAGUUUUAGUAGGAUAGGGGCUAUGAAUUGGGAUUGCUACCUGGUUUUGAUUAUGAUACAAAUGAGGGUCGAUCAAAGUGUUGCCAUUGUACUCGAUCAAAAAUUUGGCUAGUUUUUACUGAAUCUAUGUAUCCAUCAAAUAAUCUUUAGGUCUAAUUGUACAAUUUUUUAUUGCCUAUCCGAAAGAAAACAAGUUACAUUUCUUCAUUUAUUUGGCUCCAAG